Messenger RNA from Suillus fuscotomentosus, 394 nucleotides. RefSeq lists its product as uncharacterized. Bases 4 to 300 code for a protein of 98 amino acids. The record is from RefSeq and is a predicted model, not a curated record. Lineage: Eukaryota; Fungi; Basidiomycota; Agaricomycetes; Boletales; Suillaceae. The transcript is spliced from 2 exons.
GCGAUGAUGUAUGGCUUGACGACGACACUCAAAAGUGAGAUCGUGAAGAUCGCACCGAGGGGACGUGUGAAUUGUAUUGCACCUGGAUGGGUUUCGACGCCGAUGGUACAAGAGGCCCUGAAUGAUCCGGCCGUCAGCGGACCUCUAUUAGCCGCCACUCCGUUGAAAAAAACUUGGGACACCUCUGGACGUUGCAAACCAAAUAGUGGUAGUGUCUUCAUCUGUGAUCUCGGGACAUGUGACAGGGCAAGUGAUCUUUGUAGAAGGCGGUUGUGUAGGGGACAUUUGAACAGUGACUGAAUGAGUCAAACACAGGAUCGUGGCUCGCGUCAGUAUAUCAUGAAAGUACAUAUUUGGGCAGCAGACACGUGAAGUAUAUGUUGUGAGCUCUGCA